Molecule: messenger RNA, 2926 nt
Organism: Dendroctonus ponderosae (mountain pine beetle)
Lineage: Eukaryota; Metazoa; Arthropoda; Insecta; Coleoptera; Curculionidae
Product: malonate--CoA ligase ACSF3, mitochondrial-like
Exons: 3
Coding region: 861-2585 (574 amino acids)
Biological process (GO): fatty acid metabolic process
Molecular function (GO): medium-chain fatty acid-CoA ligase activity
Source: RefSeq, a predicted model, not a curated record
CCGUCCGACUAAGUUUCAUAAAAUCGCGACAAUUUUCGAACCUUGUGUUCAAAACUGUUGAUUUUCCAAAUGAGGAAGUUUUCCUUUGCCAUUUUGUGGUAUUUUUCCGACCAACAACGGGGAUUUAGCAGCAAACAUGAUUUUUUAAAUUGGGAAUUUCUGACGUCUGCUGUCAUGUGGCAAGAAAUAUUGAGUCUGUAGUGAAAUUAAGUUGUGUAUUUUGAGUGUUUGGUGGAGUGCUCCUCAAGAGUUUCAGGACUAUUUGGACAGCGAAGUGUAUAAUUAAGACAAUGUGUCUACGGACUUGAUCCAUUAACCGUGUGGAACGUGGCAUAAAAGAAGCAAAAGGGUUAAAAGUAUAAUUCUUGAUUUAAAAUAAUUCUUUGGAAGCUUCAAGUGCGAUUUAAUUUAAAACGUAUUUGUCUCGACAACUGAAAAAUCGAAAAUAGUGUUGAUUAGUCUGCUCUGCUUUUUAGACAAAACUUUCCAAGCUUUCGAAAAAUGUAUGUUGUUUACUGCAGAAAUUUCAAGUCAAUAACGCCAGAACUAGAGCAGACUGUAACCCGGCAAUGUUCAAAGUUUUAGAGCAUUUUUAUCAAGUUCAGCGCUUUAGCUGUAAGUCCAUAACUCCGGGAAAACGCAGAUAAGUUUAAGAAAAAAAUUUCAAUAAAUCAAGUUUGGUUACUUUCUACACAUAGAUAAAAAAGAAUUUAGACGCUGUCAAUUUAAACAUUCGUUCUCAUUUGUUACUAUACUUUUUCAUUCACCAAAAUGUCGUAGUUUUUGCACAAACAUCAAUAAACGGCAUCAGAAAAAUAGCAAAACCAGACAACCACCAACCCGUUCAACCUCUAAACCACAUGAUGUUGACAACCAUUUUUCACCCUGCAAAAUUAAUAAUUCACAAAUUAGCCAGCAGAUUAUUCUUGCGCAAAUCAUUCUGCCAAUUCCCUGAUCCGCUGGUGCUUCCAGUUUGUUACAAUGCGCCACAAUAUGGCAAUAAAGUUGCCAUUUAUGACCAGACUGGAAGCUACAGUUUCCGGAACUUGUUCAUUGAGGCUCAGAUGUUGUCUUCAAAACUGUCUAUUUUAUUGGGUGGAAGCACUGGAGAAAGAGUGUUGUUUCUGUGCCCCAAUGAUGCCAGCUACGUGAUUACCAUAUGGGCCAUUUGGAUGGCGGGGCAAAUCGCUGUGCCUCUAAGCCCUUUACAUCCAGAGCAAUUGCUCGAGUAUUACAUCAAGGAUGCCAAUAGCAGGUUAAUGGUUUCUUCUCUGGAGUUUGCCAAAACUCUCCAUUCUCUAUCCAGGAAAUCUGGCAUUCAACAGCAUCUGCUAGAAGAAGAUCUGCUGCUCAGAGCGAAGACUCACAAGUCCGUUGAUCCCAAUCCUGAUCCCCUAUCUAAAGAAUUCUAUCAAAGCAGUGACGCUUUAAUUCUGUACACAAGCGGCACUACUGGCAAUCCCAAAGGAGUGGUUUUAACGCACAGGAAUAUCAAUGUGCAGCUGAAAAUGCACAUUGAAGCAUGGAAAUGGUCAGCAAGCGAUAUGAUUUUGCACACGUUGCCGCUUCAUCACGUCCAUGGGACACUUUAUGCCCUAUUUUGCCCUUUAUUUGUUGGAGCCUCCAUUAUCAUGCUCCCGAAGUUUAACGCCGCCCUCGCUUGGUCCUACCUGCUAAACAGAAAGCAGGAGGUUGAAGGCAAAGUUUCCGUUUUUAUGGCUGUGCCCACCAUAUUCUCCAAACUCAUCGAGGAGUUUGAUUUGAAUCUGUCUUCCAGCUCUGAGCUAGUGAAGGAGUUUCUGAGCAGCCACAUGAGGCUUAUGGUGAGUGGAUCUGCUCCCUUACCAGAGCCAGUUUUUGAACGAUGGUUGGCAAUAUCUGGAUACAAGCUACUAGAGCGCUAUGGGAUGACUGAAAUCGGGAUGGCUUUAACAAACGAUUACGACUCAGAUCGAGAGCCUGGAUUUGUAGGAAUGCCUUUACCCUCAGUGUCCGUUGCCUUAGCUGAUCCAGACACCAAGGAAAUCGUCUUCAAAUGUGCAAAUCAAUCUGGAAAGUUCCUUGUUGAAAACACAGCUCAAGAUCAAGAUCAAGAUCCAACUGGAGAACUCCUCGUAAAAGGAGAGAGUGUUUUUCGGGAAUACUUCAAUAAACCGCAGGAAACUCUAAAGGAAUUUACGGAGCAGGGCUGGUUCAUUACGGGGGACAUUGCUCAGUAUUCUAUAGAAAAGCGUAACUUUAAAAUGCUAGGGAGAAAGAGCGCGGAUAUUAUUAAAUCAGGCGGCUAUAAAAUCAGUGCCUUGCAAAUCGAAACCCUACUUCUGGCCCAUCCGGGUAUAAAAGAGUGUACGGUUCUUGGUGUUCCAGAUCAAACUUAUGGGGAACGAGUAGCUGCUGUGCUAGUUUUCAAUAAAGAACCUCCUGAGAGUUUAGCAGCCUUAAAGGAGUGGUGCGGAGGAAAAAUGCCAAAGUAUUGGGUGCCAACGGUGUGGAAAGUAGUGGAGAAUAUUCCCAAAAACGCCCUAGGGAAAGUUAAUAAAAGAGAACUGCGGAAUCAGUUGUUUAAUAAAAGUCUUGAAAGUUAGGAGCUUCUUGUGGCUGUCGAACUGGAUAUAUACACGGUUGAUGGCAUCUAGAUUAGUACAGAACGCGAUGAACAAAAUUUCUGGAAAUUUGUGCAACGAAAUAAUUGGAUAUGAUACUAAAAUAUUUUUAUCAACGCGUUGUUGCCGCGUGUAUUGAAAAGUACAUCCAACGUUGAUAUUUUAAAUGAGACACCCUGUAUACAGUACCCUGUAUAUGAACGAAUAUUUUUUUCUAUUUAGUACGAUAAAAAGUCAAUAAGAAAAGUCCAUAAGAAAAAUCAAAGUGGACUGUUAUUUUGCAAUACUAAACACCAAUAAAAAAAAUCUGACACUACCAUGAA